UCGUGCACUGGUGUGUGACAGUUGAAGACAGUUGAACUGGAGUCUCGUCGGUCCUCGUUGAGCGGCUUCAUUAUGAACACAGAUUAUUAUUAAACAACAGCCUGUGCAGCGCAGAGUGUCUGUUUUCAAAGAUUUUGAGAUGAAGAAGGACAUUGAUACGCUAAUAGCUGAAGAACGGGCUGAAAUCAUCAACAAAUAUGAGAAGGGCCGGCAGGAGGGUGUGCACAUUAAGCCCUGGGAGGAUGCCGACUACAGCGUCUACAGGGUCACAGACCGCUUCGGUUUCCUGCAUGAAGAGGAACUGCCAACACCCACCGCAGUGGAGGAGAAGUAUAAACUCCAGGAGGUCGAAAGAGAGGAAAAAUGGGUUAAGAUGGUGAAAAAGUGGGAAAAGUACCAAAACAGUGAAAAGAUGAUGAAGCGGGUGUACAAGGGGAUUCCCUUGAAGCUGCGCGGUCAGGCCUGGGCUCUGCUGUUGGAUGUGCAAAAUGUGAAGCAGGCAAACUUCAGGAAGUACGAGAAAAUGAAGGAACAAGCCAAGAAAUAUUCAACAGAAAUUAAGCAGAUUGACCUUGAUGUCAACAGGACCUUCAGAAACCAUAUCAUGUUCAUGGAGCGCUUUGGGGUCAAACAGCAAGCCCUGUUCCAUGUGCUGGCAGCUUAUUCGGUCUACAACACGGAGGUGAGCUACUGUCAAGGGAUGAGCCAGAUCGCUGCCAUUCUGCUCAUGUACAUGAAUGAGGAAGAUGCCUUCUGGGCCUUAUCACAACUACUGACCAAUCAGAAACAUGCCAUGCAUGGAUUCUUCAUCCCAGGAUUUCCCAAACUCCAUCGUUUUCAGCUUCAUCAUGACCAAAUACUGUCCAAACUCCUUCCCAAACUCAGGAAACACUUGGAUAAGGAACAGAUGUGCACUGGUAUCUACACAACCAAAUGGUUCCUUCAAUGUUUUAUUGACAGGACGCCCUUCACACUCACCCUGCGUCUUUGGGACAUCUACAUAUUAGAGGGAGAAAAGAUUCUAACCGCCAUGGCCUAUACUCUCCUCAAAUUGUACAAAAAGACUCUUCUGAAGAUGUCUCUGGAGGAUCUGAGGGAGUUCUUGCAGGACCGCAUUGCUUCAUCUUUCAGCAUGAGCGAUGAUGUUGUUAUUGAGCACCUACAAUCAUCAAUGUCAGAACUCCGCAGGAUGAAGCUUGACCUCCCUCCUCCAGCCAAGGGAGAAGAGUUCCCAAAGAUACCAUUGGGUGAGGAGCGUCCAAUAGUGCUGCUUCCAGUGUUCCAGACUGAGUCUGUACCCUUACCACCGGCCGCACACAACAAUCAGACCUCAAACAAGCUUCAGGCGGAAGACACCACCACCCACAACCAGGGCAGCGAUAAACACAUCCCUUCCAUGACAUCAUCUUCCCCUGUUUCAAAGGAUACCCACUCACCUUCCAACUCAUCACUGUCACAAGCUACACCUGAAGAUUCAGGGUCCACACUGAAGAAUCAAGACCAUGCACCCUUACAGAGAAAUCAGCUACUCCAACCAGAACCUACACCAUUUUCAACAGAGACUCUUGCGUUUAAGGAUGAAUGUGUCGGUAGGCCUUUAUCGGCGGUGUCUGAAGACUGGCCUCCUCCGUACCAGACACCCCUGACAGAUUGUUCCAGUAACCACUCUUUAGAUCUCCCUGAAUUACCUCCUCCACCUCUUCCCUGCAUCGAACAAGGGGUCGAGCUUUCACCUUCCGAAGAGGAUGUCCAGUUUUACCUGCUCCCACCUCCAAUCACCCAACCUUUGGAUCUCAUCUUAGAGGAUCCAUCUUCAUCACCUUCCUCGUAUAGAUCCUAUCGGCAGCUAAGCAAGUUUCCCGUCAACCUGUACGUCCCGCCGUCCUCAGGUGACCGGAGGCCUUCCAACACCUCACAUUACGACAACCUCUCGGAAGAGGAGGAUCAGUCUGUGGAGAGGCUGUUGGAGAUCGCGGCCACAUUGCCGCAAAACCCAAACUUGGGCCUCAGGAACACCACCCUUUCCUUUCCUUCAGAAGAUGCCAUGUCUCUUCCUCUACCAUCCCCUUGUAUGUUCUUCUACAGCCCUGACUCUUCGCCACUCCCUCCUCCUCCUCCAUGCAUUGAGGAGUCAAACCGUUGGGUGACUCCAGACUCCAUUUUCCCCCACCCACCUACCGGCUUUGCAGAUAGACCCUUUCUCAUAUCUUCUGCCCCAUGCAAUCAGGUGGUUGUAAACCAGACUGAACAAGAUAGGGGUCAGUCACAGCCCCCGAGACUACCACCCAAAAAAUCUCAAGCCACAAGACUCUCUCCAGUACACUCGGAUUCAGACUUCUACCGAAUGCAUGUCCCAAGUCACUAGUUGCUGGAAUCAACCCUAUCAUGCAAGUACCAUUUUUAGUGUGAACUGAAGACUUGUUUCCAUUUUGGACUUUUAUACUUCAAUGAUAUGAAGUGAAAGUUUUUUUUUUAAUCUUUUAGAGGUUGUGAUUAUUUUCUUAUGUUGCCGUACG
This is a messenger RNA of Pimephales promelas (fathead minnow), 2516 nucleotides long. RefSeq lists its product as uncharacterized. The record is from RefSeq and is a predicted model, not a curated record. Gene Ontology annotation, biological process: regulation of GTPase activity. Lineage: Eukaryota; Metazoa; Chordata; Actinopteri; Cypriniformes; Leuciscidae. Gene Ontology annotation, molecular function: GTPase activator activity; small GTPase binding.